Ceutorhynchus assimilis (cabbage seed weevil) is the source of this 927-nucleotide messenger RNA. The record is from the annotation of a GenBank genome assembly. NCBI's taxonomy places the organism in Eukaryota, Metazoa, Arthropoda, Insecta, Coleoptera, Curculionidae.
AUGAAUUCAAGAUCAAGUCGAACGAAAAGGCUUCUAAAACUGGCAGCCCUGAAAUUCAAGGAGACACAAGAUUAUAGCAACUAUGAUGCAAUUCAGGAAACUAUAGAAACGGAAAAUAAAGAAAAUAUUCUACAAGAUAAUCUGCCACCAGUUAAUUUAGAUGAUGAUAAGGAAGGAAGAAUAUUAUAUUCUAGUCUGGGUCGUCCAAAUCCUUCACCGUCUAAUUUUGUUAAAGAUCAAGAAGUUUGUACUAAUUUGGAUUCUCCUAAUCUUCUACAAGCUAAGUUAGUUGAAUAUGAUAGUGCUUGUAACCCUUUGGAAGACCAAGAAGCCUACACCUAUAAAGCAUCCUGCAGUUCGGACUUUCCUAAUGUUCUACCAGCUAACUUAGUUAAAAAUGUGAAUGCUUGUACUAACGAAGCAUCCUCUAGUUUGGGGCGCCCCAAUCUUUCCCCAGCCAGCUUGUGGGAAGACCAAGAAGUCUACACUUAUAAAGCAUCCUGUAGCUCGAACCGUCCUAUGGUUCUACGUUUUCAGAGACUAGAAGGGAACAAGUAUACUAUAUCUCCAAUACAUAGUGGCGAAAGUGAUGUGGAUGAUUCCGAUGCUGAUCCACAUUACAAUAAUUCGACUUCAGAAAGCGAUACGGACAGAGAAGGAAAUCCCGAAACAAUGAUGAAAGAAGAUGAUUCAAAUCAGGAAGAAAAUAAGGAGAAAGGCAAGAAAAGAAAAGCCAACCCCGAAGCUUGGAGUUUUAAAAAAGCCAAAUAUUUAAGAAACUCUGAAAAGGCCUAUACAACGGCUUCAAAGAACAAAAAGAAGUUUUGUGAAAAAAAAGUCCGUCCUCCUUGUGGAGAUAAGUGUAGGUUACAGUGCAACAAGAAAAUAGAUGAAGAGGCAAGAAAGAUUAUUUUUUCGAGCAAUUGA